AGGAUGAUUUGUACUCACCUGACGAAGAUGAUGUUUCUCUUAAGAGAUUUUAUGAAUACACUCUCAAAUUUCCUGACCCCAAGUAUAUGUUCAACCUCAAAGAAAAAGGGCUCACUACUCCUGAAAAAUUCGUUGCAUGGUGGAAUGGGAACAAUCCAGAUUUUCAGAUCACAGUUGAUGCGAAGAUGAGGACCCCUCCCGCUAUAAUUGUCAUUGGGGAGAGUAUGGAGAUUAGGUAUAGCGUAACAUAUACCAGAGUUCAAGCUUUUUUUAAUGAAGCAAUAUGA
Molecule: messenger RNA, 287 nt
Organism: Paraglomus brasilianum
Lineage: Eukaryota; Fungi; Glomeromycota; Glomeromycetes; Paraglomerales; Paraglomeraceae
Source: the annotation of a GenBank genome assembly